AUGAACGAGCAUGCGCAGGAGCAGGGCUCAGACGAGGUGCAGUACUUCCUCGAGGAGAUGGAGAGCAUGCAUCAGCACCUGGCGACAUGGCACCAUCGCAACGUGGUCGGCAUCGACAAUGCGGUCAGGAGCCUGCAGGUGCAGCUGAGCGAGGAGACGGCGAGGAGGAGAGAGGUAGAGACUCUGCUGAGAGCUGAGCAGCGAAGAUGCGAGAAGCUGCGGCUGAAGAACAGCAUCUAUGAGCUGGACAUCAGCAGGCUGGAGAGUUUGCUGUGGAAUGAGAGAGAAAACAACCUUAGUGCUAUGGAGAUGUUCCGACGAUUCAACGACGAGCUUGCAAGUGUGGAAAGUCUCGCGCUCAACGUGGAGAAGGAGCUGCAGGCAGGGCUGCUCCUGGCGUCUUCCUGCCCUGCCGGUAGAGGAACUUUGGAUGCAGUAGAGCCACCAACUGCCGCUACCGGUGCUGUUCGACCGCCAGAGUGGUCGUCGGGAGGGCUGGGCGGGGUGGUCGUCGGGAGUACUGAGUGUCUCCUAGCUCCCCCAUCCCCUCCUCCGGGGAUGGAGCAUGUAGAUGUGGAAAAGAGAGGACGAGGAAGCGAGACGGAGCCGAAGGAAAGAGGGACGUUGAAGGGAGAGGGAGGCGUCAAUAGGCAAGGAGCUACUGGAGGGGCGACAGGCCCAGCUGAGCGCGAAGUCCAAGAAGAUGACCGUAGCUCAUCGACGAGUGCAACGCCCUCGCUGAAAGGAAUCUACAAGAGCGACGGCAGCAGCUCACGGGAGUCACCGUCUGCGAGGCAGCAUGAGAAGAGAGUGACGCUGGGAGGGGCUGACGUGCGAGUCUUUCACGAUCUGAACCAUUCCUCCUCUACCCCAGCGAUCCAUGGCACAGCUCAGUCCCCGGAGAAGCAGAGAUUCAUCAAGAUGAGUGACCUCAGGGUGGCGUCGGAGGAGACGAGGAGCGAUCGCACGUUCAUGCUGAACGCCGUCAAGAGGAACGGGCUCGCGCUGCAGUACGCGAGCAGCAGGCUGCAGGGCGACAGGGACGUGGUGCUAGCUGCCGUCUCCAUGAACGGCCUCGCCCUCCAGUACGCGAGCGACGAGCUGAGAAACGACAGAGACGUUGUCAUGUCCGCCGUGAAGUCUUGGGGAUAUGCGUUGGAGUACGCGAGCGAUGAGUUGAGAGGAGAUCGCGACGUUGUCUCAGCUGCUGUCCAGCAGAACUCCGCUGCUUUCUUAUUCGCAUGCGCGUCCAUCAGGAACGACCAAGAGUUCAUACAUUCCCUUGUGGAGCGCGACAGCCACCUCCUCGGCCUCGUCGACUCCUCGCUCUUGUGA
Messenger RNA from Guillardia theta CCMP2712, 1335 nucleotides. RefSeq lists its product as hypothetical. The transcript is spliced from 7 exons. The coding region runs from base 1 to 1335 and encodes 444 amino acids. NCBI's taxonomy places the organism in Eukaryota, Cryptophyceae, Pyrenomonadales, Geminigeraceae. The record is from RefSeq and is a predicted model, not a curated record.